This is a messenger RNA of Nematolebias whitei (Rio pearlfish), 457 nucleotides long. RefSeq names its product CD59 molecule (CD59 blood group) (gene cd59b). The coding region runs from base 1 to 360 and encodes 119 amino acids. The record is from RefSeq and is a predicted model, not a curated record. The transcript is spliced from 3 exons. NCBI's taxonomy places the organism in Eukaryota, Metazoa, Chordata, Actinopteri, Cyprinodontiformes, Rivulidae.
AUGAAGAGCUGCCUCGGCCUGGUUCUGCUGCUGCUGGGUUCUGUGAUGCUGCAUGGAGGUUCUGGACUUCGCUGCUACAGGUGCUCUGAUUACACGGGGCGCUGCGAGAACGUGCAGGAGUGCACGUAUGAGGACUCGUGCAUCUCUCUGAGUGAAAGAGGGGGGAGGACGAUCCGUCAGUGCAUCAGGUACACGGACUGCGACAUCUCCCGCCUCACCCAGAUGUUUCCAUCUGUCUCCAGCUUCACCUACAGAUGCUGCAACAGCAACCUGUGUAACUCGGGCUCCUCGGUUGCCAUGGCAACACCAGCUCUGGCCCUGAUGGGGUCCCUGCUGAGCGUUUGGUGGUUCUGGUCUUGAACCCGAGUCGUAGAUUUUAACCUCUGACGAGAACUAAUCUGUUUUCCGUUUCUCAGGUCUCAUUUUAAAAUCUUUAUUUACUCAUUUUUAAAUUUAU